Molecule: messenger RNA, 1229 nt
Organism: Cucurbitaria berberidis CBS 394.84
Lineage: Eukaryota; Fungi; Ascomycota; Dothideomycetes; Pleosporales; Cucurbitariaceae
Exons: 2
Coding region: 119-982 (287 amino acids)
Biological process (GO): protein localization to kinetochore; kinetochore assembly; attachment of mitotic spindle microtubules to kinetochore
Cellular component (GO): kinetochore
Source: RefSeq, a predicted model, not a curated record
GUCCUCGACAGGCAAUGCCGGCGGGCAGUCGCAGCCUUACGCGGGCAGACACGCGCAUCUUCUAAACAAACAACAACUCUACGCUUCGAAAAGCUAUCGACUGUGCGAUACGACCACGAUGGCGCCCAAGAGAAAGUCUGCGGCGCCCACACCUGCAUCCGCUCUUGAACAACUUCAGCAAUCGCAAACACUUAAGCUUUUGGCCAUUGCAGAGACCCUAUCACCAAAGGAUCUUCCACAGUCAACGAAGAAGCGCAGUUCGGUCGCGUCGGAGGAUAGCGAGCAGAAUGGUGACACACAUCCUGCAGCGUUGGAAGCAGAUCUACUGCACUACAAGGAAUUGUUCAGCAAGCUCCGCUUCAGCUAUGUCGAGCAAGUCACCAAAGAGAAGUUCCUCCGCAACAUAACCGAAAACCCGCCGCGCCUGGUCGAAGCGCCCGAAAACGACGAGAGAGAAAAGGAGAUAUUAGGAUUGAAGGCAAGCCUCAAGGAACGUAAACUCGAAGUCGCCGAGAUACUUAGACAGCUCGAGGAGAAAGGGACAGAGCUUGCGUCACGUUACGAGGGACUGCAACUGCGGAUACAGCAACUCGGGGCGCUUCCAAGUGAAAUUGAAGGUCUGGAGGCGAGCAUCGAGCACUUGAAGCAAGAGCACACACCAGCAUCCCACAACCCAGAGCUUGCGCUUCCGCUGCCAGAGACGCUCAUGGUACUCAACAAGCGAGACGCGGAACUGGCAGCGCUGAAUGCGCAAAUAGCAAGUCUGCAAGCCUCUAUACCGAAUCGAUCCCGAGAGCUAGAGAAACUAGAACGUGAUUUGAGGCCGCUAGAGACACAGAAGCAAGGCACUGUAGCCGCAGCGAAGGAGGCGAGGAGGAGGAAGGAGGAGAUUGGCGGUAUUGGGGACGAGUUGGAGGAGAGAGGGCGAUGGCUUAGGGCGUCUGAAAAGGCGCUGAGGGAGAUGCUGGAGGUGGAAGGCUGACUAGUCUUGCUGAGGUGAGGAUGUUGGAACUAGCGCUUGCUUUUUGACGGCGUUUUGGGAUGGGUCCGGAUUAAGAUACCACUGCUUUAUGUACUUUCAAACUUUGAAUGUCCUACGGGCGAAUGCACACGACAACCUUCAUAGUGUCAUGAACACCUCCAGGCUACUAUGUGAUCGAAGCAGGGCGCUUCUCAAAAAUACUCGAGGAUCGUCACGCUGUAUUUCGGAAUCGAGAAUAAGCCUUUAU